GAGGAGCUGGGGCCACGGUCAGGCCACGGGGCCGCUUGGAGGCGCGGGGCUCGGCCGGGGCUGCAGCCCGGGAGCUGACCAUUGCACCAGCUGGCCGCCUGUGCUUGCAGCGCCCGGACACCACCGCAGUGAUUCCUCAAAGAAAUGCACCAGCCACGCAAAUCAGAGCCUGGUUUGCUGAGAAUUGUCCGGGGACUGACUGAAUGUCGCAAAUCAAAGAGAAAGAUUGAACAACAGACACAGACGGGACCCCAGAUGGAGCCGGAGGUUGAUGAGUCCGUGGGAACCCAGUUUGAGCAGCCACUGGAACCCCAAAUCGAACAGACAAUAAUGACAGAGGACAUUCCGAAAGCAUUUAUUGACCAAAAAGAUCUUAGGCAAAAGCAGGCCAAGAAAUGCACCGUGAUAGGGGGCUCUGGGUUUCUGGGCCAGCACAUGGUGGAGCAGCUCCUUGCCAGAGGCUACGCAGUCAACGUCUUCGAUAUCCGACAAGGAUUCGAUAACCCUCAGGUGCAGUUCUUCGUGGGAGACCUCUGCAGCAAGCAGGACCUGUACCCAGCCCUGCAAGGGGUGAACAUAGUUUUUCAUUGUGCAUCUCCAGCCCCGUCCAGUGACAACAGAGAACUGUUUUACAGAGUGAACUGUACCGGAACCAAAACCGUCAUUGACGCUUGCAAAGAGGCUGGAGUUCAGAAACUUAUUUUAACGAGCAGCGCCAGUGUCGUCUUUGAAGGCACUGACAUCAAGAAUGGAACUGAAGACCUCCCUUAUGCAAUGAAGCCCAUUGACUAUUAUACUGAGACUAAAAUCUUGCAAGAGCGGGUAGUGCUGGCUGCUAAUGAACCAAGAAGGAAUUUCUUAACCACGGCAAUUCGUCCUCAUGGAAUAUUUGGUCCAAGGGACCCCCAGCUGGUACCCAUACUUAUUGAUGCAGCGAAGAAGGGCAAAAUGAAAUUUGUGAUUGGGAAUGGAAAGAAUUUAGUGGAUUUCACCUUUGUGGAAAAUGUGGUCCAUGGACACAUACUGGCUGCGGAGCGCCUUUCCAGAGAUUCCGCCCUGUGUGGGAAGGCAUUUCACAUCACCAAUGAUGAACCGGUCCCGUUUUGGGUCUUCCUGUCCCGCAUUUUGACUGGUUUGAACUACCAAGCCCCGAAAUACCACAUCCCUUAUUGGCUGGCCUACUACCUGGCCUUCUUCCUCUCCCUGGUGGUGAUGGUGCUCAGCCCCGUCAUCCGGAUCAGGCCAACUUUCACCCCGAUGCGGGUCGCUCUUGCUGGCACCUCCCACUACUACAGCUGUGAGCGAGCCAAAAAGCUCAUGGGUUAUCGGCCAGUCGUCAACCUGGAUCUCGCGGUGGAAAGGACGGUGCAGAGCUUUUACCAUCUACGCAAGGUCAAGUGAGGCACCUCACCUCCCCGCCCCAAAAAUCACAGCCCCUGAGGAAAUGGUAAAUUCUCUCUCCACAUCAUCUCCUCAAAUGAAUUUCUAACACUGAUUGCUUGGUUAAGGUUCUCCUAGGCAAAACCAGUAUCCUCAAUGUGACUGGUGACUUCUUAAAGUGGUUUUGGGAAACGGUAUCUUACUUUGAAGGCUGGUCACCUCUUGAAUUUGCUUCGGGAAUUACCCGGACAACUUCAGAUUCUGUCCCUGUAUUCAGCCACCUGCCAUUUUGUUGUCCCGCGGCUUUGGAGAUCCCCGUCACGACCACUUUGAACUAAGCCACCGAUUAGUUCCGGUGACCUUUGGCUGGAACUAGAACAAAGAGAAAGUGCAUUGUCUAAUUUCCAUUUUAAGAAAAGCACAUGAAAACCCCCAGAGCUCCUGUUAAGGGCCCGGUUUCUUGCUAGAGAAGUGGAAGAUGGUAAGCGGGAUUCAUCCCCACAAAUUUGUAGGCAACGUCUGAUAGGGAAAUUAUCAAUGGCAACUUGGAAAGGAGUUUUACGAGAAUAUUAAAUAAGCAAACACUUCUGUGAACCUGUGGGUGGCACUGCAGGCCAACGACAAUUGAACGAUAGCUCUUUUUAUUUGGAAAUUUGAAAAUCCGGUUUUCUCCCCCGAUAUUAGCCACCCACCUAAAAGUAAAAAAGGAAACUUGUCUGCUUAUAGGAUACUUAAAGCCAGAGGCACUGGAGGGACAUUUAUGGUGAUUCAGAUCCUUUGUUCAUGGUCUAUCUGCAAGGAUAAAUUAAAAUGUAAUUGAAUAUUCUA
This is a messenger RNA of Ornithorhynchus anatinus (platypus), 2208 nucleotides long. RefSeq names its product NAD(P) dependent steroid dehydrogenase-like (gene NSDHL). Gene Ontology annotation, biological process: steroid biosynthetic process. The record is from RefSeq and is a predicted model, not a curated record. The transcript is spliced from 10 exons. Gene Ontology annotation, molecular function: 3-beta-hydroxy-Delta5-steroid dehydrogenase (NAD+) activity. Bases 145 to 1401 code for a protein of 418 amino acids. NCBI's taxonomy places the organism in Eukaryota, Metazoa, Chordata, Mammalia, Monotremata, Ornithorhynchidae.